GGGGCUACCGGUAAUUCAACCAGAGAAGACAAAAUGUGUGAUGAACAUGACACGUCGGAACAAUACUAUUUACAGAGGUCCACGAAAGUAUGCAAAAGAAAGCCCCACCUACGACAACAAAAUAACCGCAGUAAAUCUUACAGCAACAAACCUACAUCUCCUCGUCUUGUUAAUGGGCAUACAAAUUGUUUCAGUCUAACAGGAGAUGGUUGCUAUGAGAAUGGUCAUGAAGAUAAUGACGGAGUAGAAGAAGAUAAAAAUUCUAGUCACACGAGCAGAGCUCUUGUAGAUAGUGUUGCACAUGGAAAUUUUUCCUUUGAUGAAGACAACGGUAACAGUGAUGAUGCUGUCGGCGAAAGUAACGGAAGUGAAAACAACGAUCGGUACUGCAUCCUGAAUUGCGACAGCAGUAAGGAUGCUGAAUGUCAAACUGGUGGUGCUAAUGAACUAGGCGAUAGGCACGGGCGCGACGUUGAUGGCAAUCAUGACGCUAACAUAGGCAACGGUAAUGCUGACCAUGAUGAUGAUAAUGAUGGAGCCAAUGCUGCUUCUACUGUUAAAAAUGACGAUGAUAGUGAUGAAGAUGGUGAUAACGGCUGCAAUGGAUAUCACAACCCUCACCACCUCCACCAUGCUAGACACGAACAUAGUGAUGGUGGGGGUGGUGAGGGUAAUACGGUUCGAAGUGGUGACAGGGAUAAUGCUAAAGACCGUGGUAACCGUGGGGAGUUUAAUGGAAAUAGCAACUUUGAUUAUGAAAAUAAAAAUGAUGAUGAUGAAUCAGAAGACGUUGUGGCCAAAUCAAGCUCGUUACCUGUUGAAAGCCUUGUGCCAAGGAAAAGUUUCAAAGAUUUUAAAUUAGCUACCAAGGACACCAAACUUAGUUUACCACUUAACGCUGGCUUGGAUGACCAAGUCAAAUCUCGGACAAUCGGAACUAUAGCGGGGGACAACAAUGGUAACAAAAAGCCGCCGGGGGCUAAAGCGAAAACGUGGCUUACGAGUAAUGAGUACACUGCAAAGAUACCUACGAUGAGUUAUCCACCAAGCCUAGGAUCGAAGACUUCGUCAUUGAGGUUACCUCGAGUAAAUGGGGCGGAAUUAAAUUACUUCAAUAGCAGAAUACCAUCCCUAGAUGCAACAGGUAUCAAUCAAAAUUUCCUUGCGCGACAUACGACAGAUCAAAGUCUACAAUAUGCCUCACAGCCUAGUGAUUUUAAACUAACGAGAGAAUUGACUUCACGUACGGAUUGGCCCGUAUGGAGUCUACCACCUCCUGCAAUGACUGAAACAAAUGAUUUGAGACAUCGAUGGCCUCAGUCAAGUGUACUCUACCCUUCCGUCGGCGGUUAUCAAACUGGGGCACAAAGUAACUGGAAUGAUGAGCCACCUGCAUUAAGGUUACCUACAGUAAAAUCGCCCGCGCCCGUGGUACGUCCCAACGUCACUGCACCAGUCACGGAGUUGCAGCCUUCUGCAAGUGUAACAUCUCAGAGUGUACCUUCAUACAGCUAUCAAUCCAGUGUGUUGCCUGAAAAUUUGCAAGAACGUUUCAAGGAGCCUUCCAUACCCAAUUUCUUUCCAGAAAACCAAGAAAAUGUUCGUCCUAUCAUUUUAUCUGCUUCAAGAAGAGAAGAGGAGACAACUGGUACUGAGGCAUUAUCACCAGAGUUCCCGGAUGACCCCUCACUUGCUGCACUGGAACGCAAGGUGGCGGAGGCAUGCGCAGUAGUUGAAAGGGUUAUGAAAGAACGCGAAGAAAGAACAAAAGCGCAGCGUGAGGCAGCGCGAAAGAAAAGAGAGAUGAGAGAACAAAGAGAAAGAGAGGCAAGAGAAAUGAGAGAAAGAGAAGAAAGAGAAAGGAGAGAAAGUGAAGAAAGAGAAAGGAAAGAAAGAGAAAAGAGAAAAAGGGAAGAUGGAAAAAUGAGAGAAAGACAAGAGAGAGAAAUGAGGGAAAGAGACGGGAGCGAACAGAUAGAAAAUGAAGACAGGGAUACGAGGUGGUUUGGGGGAGAACGGGCGCCUGUCCAAGAGAGCCCGCGAUGGCAGUGCGAGCAUUAUCAGCGGCGUUGCCUCGUUAAGUUUCCUUGCUGUGGAAUAUUCUACCCGUGUCAUCGCUGUCACAAUACAUCAGGGGCGUGUGAUACUGAUGACAGGAAGGCGAAUAAUGCGACGCAUGUCAAGUGUGGCGUAUGUGGACACGAAGAAGAGGUGAGUGUCUGUCACAAUUAAAUCUCAACAGUGAUGAAUACUACAGAUAAGCUCUUGGAAAGAUAAGGAUAUGAACAUUUCUUACAGAGCUAUCACUUAGAGUGUACAGCUCACAUUGUUUCAUACUCUACUUCAAGUUAUUUUUGCACUUGUCGUAACUAACUCUUUCCUUUCCGUCUCUCUCUCUCUCUCUCUCUCUCUCUCUCUCUCUCUCUCUCUCUCUCUUUUUGUGAAAUUUAGAUCAAUGAAGGAAGCCAGUAUUGCAGUGGUUGCGGCGAACAAAUGUCAGCGUAUUUUUGUUUUAUAUGCAAACAUUUUACCGGAGUGGAAAAGAACCCAUUUCACUGCGAUAAAUGUGGUAUUUGUCGGUAAGUUGUUACAGAUAGGAGUUCCGAUAAUGAAUCUAGAUAUAACCAAUUUUAAUUAUUUCUUUACCUCCCGUUUUAGACGUCGAUUUAUUAAGAACAGUUUUGUACAGUCGUUGGUUGAUGGCUUAAAACAAAAGACUUGAUUGCAUUUUGAAAUAAAGAUACUAGUUUUGGCAUUGCGGUUAAGUAAGCGUUGAUAAUACUUAAAACUGCACACGUCUGGGUGAAAGUUUUAUUUAAUAUUCAAACCUAGAUACGACUUCAGUCAGGUGCAUAACGGGAACCUGUUUUUGCGCGUCAGUACAAAUUUGAUGAGAUGGCGUUGAGAUGUUUUUCUGCAAUAGAAAAAGUAAGGUCUAUUUGCGAACAUAAGGAUUUAUUGGCUCUGUAAGGGUUUCAUUUACCUAAAACUGGAGAACAUCUAUAAAUCGUUUAUGUUUUUUUUGUCGUGAACAGUAUCCACAAGGACAAAUCGUUUCACUGUGAUGUUUGCAACGUGUGUCUGGACAAACGACUUGAAGGGAAACAUAAGUGCAGGCCAGAUUCUGGACACGACGAGUGUUGUAUAUGUUUAGAGGUAAGUGGAGACUGACUAUUUUCUACUUAGGAAACAGAACUGAUAAAAUGGCAUUACGAGCCAAGGUCAAACUUGUAUCGUUGCUUAACUUGCAUGUGUGGAAGUUUAUAACAGAGACAAGAGUAAGUGACAAAUGAGUGUGUGUGGCGCAGACCAAGUUGUGUUUUGUUUGGUAUGGUGCACUGCAGUAAUGACUCCCUUUAAACAUUUCAAAUUUCUCCUGGGACGGUGAAGUGAGUGUCGUUUAAAUUUUCCUUUAUUAGCAUCCCUAGUAUCAGUAUUUCAACUGACAGUUGCAUAAACAAUUUGACUGCUUAAUUUCAACCACAAAUAAAACCUUUGUGUCUGAGGUAACAAACCUUUAUACACUUCUGACAGAUAGUUUUGGCAAACCCAGUUUGAACAGUAGCAAAGAGGAGUGUGCCACCAUAUUUAUAGUACAUGCCUUUUGUUCACUGAAAUCAAGCUAGGCGAAAAAGAGUCUAAACAGAUGUUUAUAUUGUAAUUAAAUCAACUUUCUGUACUCUACACAGGAUGCGUUCAGCGGUUGCCAGAUCCUGCCAUGCUCCCACAAGGUCCAUAAGGAGUGUGCCAUUGCUAUGAUUCAGAACGGAGUGUAA
This is a messenger RNA of Porites lobata, 3776 nucleotides long. The record is from the annotation of a GenBank genome assembly. NCBI's taxonomy places the organism in Eukaryota, Metazoa, Cnidaria, Anthozoa, Scleractinia, Poritidae.